AUGCCGCCCCCGUCGACCACACCGCCUCGAGGGGCAUUCCCGGCAAGGACGCCAGAUAUUGAGCCCAUGCGCACGGAGGAGGAGGUACACAUGGGCGUCGGCGGCUCCAUCCCGGCAACAGACGUUGGCGGGGAGGGGACCACAUCCUCCCUGCCCGGCACGGGUCCCCCUCCCCCGGCAGACCAGGGAGACACCAACACCAUCAUCGAGGAGGCUGCCGCGGACACCAUGGCCGAGGCUGAGAAGGUCACCACUGAGGAGGCCGCCGAAACCGCGGCCGAGAAUGCCGUCGAGGGGUUCGUCGGGGAGACCGGCGAGGGCGCCGCCGAGGAGGCCGGCAAGAGCGCCGCUGGGGAGGUGGCCGGCAAGGCCUCUGCCAAGGAGGAGGCCGGCAAGGCCUCUGCCGAGGAGGGGGUGGUUGACGACCAACCCUCCUCGUCGGUUGCCUCUGGCUCGGGCAAGUACCUGAAGGUGAGCGACGACGUGUUCGUUCACCUCCCAGGGACGGCAAGCGUCAGGGCACCGGCUGAGGGGGAGGCGUUUGACGACGAAGUGCUCGCCGCCGCCGGGCUUGAGGUCGUCGACGAACCGAGCGCUGGCGGCGGCACCCAAGAGGAGCGGCUCCUCCAGAUCAUGCGCGCGAGCUACAACAAGCUUCAGGCGCUCCACCGCGCCCGUCUGGACAAAGCGAAAUCCAAAGAGGCGGUGGCGCACAAGGUGGAAGCAGACUUCGCGGAGCGCGUCGCCGAGGCGCAGGCUUGGUUCCGCCAGGCCCACGAGGAGCUGAAGGCCGCCCAAGGCCAGCUGAUGCAGCGCGACCUGGAGCUCCUUCUGAAGCAGGCCGACUUUGAAAAGGCCCGGGACGAAGCGAGGGAGGAGGCCUCCAAGGCCGAGGCCAUCCGGUCUCAGCGCGAGGCCGAGCUGAACUCCCAGGAGGAGGACCUCGCCAAGCGCGAGGCGGACAUCGACGCCAAACUCCGCGCCAAGGACGAGGAGCUCGAGUCCAACCGGGCAAGCUCCUUGGCCGACGAGUCCCGGCUAAUUUGCCAGGGCGCCAUGACCAAGGUCCUCACCAAGCUGGCCUUCUGGAACCCCGACCUCGACUUCGACGCCGGGCUGAACAACUUGCCGGGCGAUGCAGACCUCUCAGGGAUCAAGGAGCGCAUCGAGCCCGUCAUCAGCCGCAUCGGCGGAAUCCAGAGGGUGGAGGGCCAGCGCCGGGACUAG
Molecule: messenger RNA, 1227 nt
Organism: Aegilops tauschii subsp. strangulata
Lineage: Eukaryota; Viridiplantae; Streptophyta; Magnoliopsida; Poales; Poaceae
Source: RefSeq, a predicted model, not a curated record